CCCUUUUGCUGGCAAGCAACAUUGCAUUCCCUUGGCAAAGGAAAAAAGAUGAGGCGUUGCAAGCAGCCUUUGCACAGCUGAACGUGUUGUUUACCAGGAUGUUUUCCUCCUAGGUGGCAAGAAUCUUGAAAAAUGUCAUUACAAUUAGGGAUGCUGCCAGGAUGGGAACUGUAUCUUUACAUCUUCCUUUCUUUUGGCUUUCAUUUUUAUUCUUUCUAUGAAGUCUUCCAGACCUCUCGAGAACAUGAAGAGGAAAUUCAUAGAGAAUUUGAACUGGAAACUGAUUCACUGUUUGGGCAACUUAGAAAGGAUCCAGUGGACUUUGAAUGGAGUUUUUGGAUGGAAUGGGGCAAAGGAUAUAUACUGUGGCUUCUCCUUGGUCACAUAGUUGUAUCACAGGUGUCCAGCAUUUACAUGGAAAAGUACAAACCUUGGCUCCUGAUGGCUUAUGGUGUGGCAGCCAGUUGGUUUUUGCUGGGCACCAAAGGCUUACUAGUGAUUUUUCUACAUGUAGCUGUCUCAUAUUUCAUUGCUCAGUUUAAAAAUUCAAUUCUGACAUGGAUGAGCUCGUUGCUUCUUUUGUCAACAUUACACCUCCCAGCCCUUGAAGAAAUAAAGAGAAGCUGGUAUGCCAGUGAAAAUGAAUAUUUCUUGCUUCUAUUUGCUCUGACUGUCCGCUGUCUCUAUUACACCAGCUUCAGCCUAGAGUACUGCUGGAACAGGCCUGCCAAGUUGAUGGAGCCUUCAUUCCUUUGGAUGCUGUCAUACGUGUUCUAUUAUCCUGUGUUUCACAAUGGGCCCAUUAUCACUUUUGACGAAUUUUAUAAACAGAUGAAUAAGCACAGUUCCUACAGUUUGAAGUCUAAUCUCUAUGUUUUCAUCUGUGGCACCAUUCGUAUUUUGAUCUGGUGGUGGCUGGCAGAGUUGAUGAUUCACCUGAUGUAUAUGCAUGCAAUAUGCAGUUGUCCUUCACAUCUGGAAAGAGCAACUUACUGGACCUUAGGUGGCCUCGCAUUGGCACAAGUCCUAUUUUUUUACGUGAAGUAUCUUGUUCUUUUCGGUGUCCCUGCACUUGUCAUUCAAAUGGAUGGACUCACACCUCCUGCUUUACCUCGCUGCGUGAGCACCAUGUACAGUUUCUGUGGAAUGUGGAGAAGCUUUGAUGUAGGACUACAUAGGUUUCUCAUUAGGUAUAUUUACAUCCCAAUGGGAGGAUCCCGCUGCAAUAUGUUCAAGAUGCUGUUUUCUACAGGGAUCACAUUUGCCUUUGUAAGCUAUUGGCAUGGAGGCCAUAGCUAUCUCUGGUCCUGGGCUGUGCUUAAUUGGCUUGGAGUGACUGCUGAAAAUGGACUGAAGAGGCUGGUUUCUCUUCCUGUUGUCCGUGACGUGCUUAAUCGGUUUUUGUCCCAGAGAGGUUUCCGACGGCUCCAUGCAACUCUGGCAUCUAUAUCUACCACAUUCUUGAUUUUCUCCAACCUCAUUUUUCUGGGAGGAAAUCAUGUUGGCAGAAUCUACUGGAACAAGAUUUUCCUAGAAGGCUGGCCCUGGGCAACACUCUCUGUUUUUGGAUUCCUCUAUUGCUACUCUCAUGUUGGGAUUGAAUGGCAACACAGAUUUUCCACGGAUUAGCAACUAUGCAAAUGGAAGCCAUCUAAAUUGAGAAUAUGAAUCUCUCACUGGACAAUACUUUGUGCCAAUAUACCAAUGUAGCCUGUUCUGUCUGAUGUUUUGUGGAUUCCACAGCAUCAUUCACUCAUCAGAAUUAAGAGACAGACGUUCAAAACUCUGGGAGACAUUUAGCCUAACUCUAAUUGUUAGUCCCAACUAGAAAAGACUCAGCCCAUUAAACUGAACUUACAUAGGUAUUGAUUUGCCAAGUUCCCAUUGAGUCAGUUGGUCUAUUGAAGUUGGGAUUAAAAAAUUGUAUUUAGGCUAUUGCCAUCUACAAUUGUGGUUUUUUUCCCUAAGAAAUACCAAUACAUUUUUAAAAAAAACCUCUUGGGAUGCUAUUUAUAUAUCAUAGUUACUUGAAAUUGUAUUUCUGUCUACAUGCAAGGGAAGAGUAUGAACCAAGCACAGGUACACAUCUUAAGUCAAGUUGAUUGAAAACUACAACAGUGUUUUAACUCUAUAUCAUUCUACAUCAGGAAAAAAUCCAUUGCAAGACAAUCCUGUGACAUCUUGCUACCUGAGACAAAUGGAUGGCAGUUUAAUUCCACAUUGGUGAUGCAGCACUAUUCUCCACUGUAGCUAAUAAUCUAGCAUGGGGAGCACAGGGCAAGUCCAAUGGACUCUCAACUCUAGCUUCCAAAAGAGAGAACAAAAAGAAGUGGGGAGAGAUUGCAGUUACUGUCCCAUGAGUGCACACCAUCACCUGAUGUUUGUGCCAGUUGCCUCAUUCUGCCAAUGGUAGUGCCAGUCCUGAUCCUAAGACUCCUGAAAUAGACACAUGGGUGGGCAGGGGAGA
Messenger RNA from Sceloporus undulatus (fence lizard), 2467 nucleotides. It is a transcript of the gene HHAT, whose product is annotated as hedgehog acyltransferase. The transcript has 12 exons. Gene Ontology annotation, biological process: protein palmitoylation. NCBI's taxonomy places the organism in Eukaryota, Metazoa, Chordata, Lepidosauria, Squamata, Phrynosomatidae. The record is from RefSeq and is a predicted model, not a curated record. Bases 133 to 1629 code for a protein of 498 amino acids. Gene Ontology annotation, molecular function: palmitoyltransferase activity. Gene Ontology annotation, cellular component: endoplasmic reticulum.